AUGGCACGUUCAUCCACAGACGGACUGAAAUACCUGUCCAACGCUCUCGCAACACCCGAACAACUAUCCAGUUCAUCGUCAGCUAUCGAUGGCGUUGCUCCAGAACUAGAAGCAUCUAUUCGAUUUGCCGGCACUCAACUGACCCAAGCUGCUGGGGUAUUACUCCGAUUGUCGCAAGAUAUCAUUGCGCAGGCCAUUGUCACAUUUACCCGGUUCUGGAUAGGUGCUGAAGGCGGGAGCCUUCGAAUUUACUCUGUCAAGGAUGUCUCUGCUGCAGCUCUAUAUAUGACGGCUAAGCUAUCCUUCCAGCCUACAUCACCCCGAUCGGUAUUGAAUGUCUACAACUUCCUAGUAUCGAAGGACGCUUCUCCUUUAUGGUUCAUCAACCCGAAGGGGGUAUCAGAGAAGCCCUCCCCUGAGACAUACUGCCUAUCCGAGGGGGGCUACCAGAGCCAGCGAAUGGUGCUGCUUCGGAUCGAAUCGAUAAUAUUGCGCACACUAGGCUUCAAUACCCAUGUUGCCCUCCCCCAUACUAUCGCGUUAACCUACCUUCAAACCCUCGGUGUAUCAUCUUCUGCUGUUGCGCAAAGGGUGUUCGAGCAUCUGAACGCAGCUCUGCUAUCACCACAGCUGCUAUAUGUGACACACCAACCCAACGCCCUUGCUGUUUCUUCUAUAUAUUUGGCCGCACGAGAAGUCGGGAUAAAGUUGGUUGAUGGCGAGUGGUGGGAAGUCUUUGAUGUGGACCGGGAAGAACUCGGAUUCCUAGUGGUAGGCAUGAGAAGUAUGGAGGGCUUUGCGCGGGCGGAAAUGGAGAAAUGGAAGGGACGGGUGAUACCUAUGAUUGUGGACGAAGUUGAGGCAGAGAUUGAGAGGAGGAGAAUGAUGGCAGAAGGCGAUUUAGUUACAACUGUUACUAUGAAUAUUCUCCAUUCCACUCUCUCCACUUGGAGAGACCGUCUUGCCCCAGUGUCCCGCACCUCCACCUUUCGCAAUACCGGCCAGAUCACUCCCGAGGAAUUCGUUCUUGCAGGCGACUACCUUGUCUACAAAUUCCCAUCGUGGUCUUGGGCCGACGCGUCUUCCCCCGCAAAGCGCGUUUCCUACCUACCCCCUGGCAAACAGUUUCUCGUUACCCGGGGCGUACCCUGCCACCGCCGACUGAACGACAACUUCGCUGGUGAUGCGGGCCACGAUGAUGAGCUUGUUAGGGACAUGCUAUCUGGGGGAACAGGUGGUAAUGAUGAUGAUGGGUGGCUACGAACAGGCGGAGGCCAAGAUUCUGCAGACCGACAAGAGAACAGGAUAAAGGAUGUACGAACAGUGGAUGAGUCCGGGAACAUGGGAGAACGGGAGGAGGAAGAGGACGAAAUACCCGAUAUGGAGGAUGAGGAUGAUGACGAAGAAGCUAUUAUCAGAGAACCAGCAUCUGGUACCACGCAGCCUACGCGCACUUACAACCUUUACAUCACAUACUCCAACUUCUAUCGCACGCCACGUCUCUACAUGUCCGGUUACCUCUCGCCAUCAGAACCCCUCCCCCCACACCUGAUGAUGGAGGACGUUGUGGGCGAUUAUAAGGAUAAAACCGUUACUCUCGAAGAUUUUCCGUGGUACGAUGGGAACGUCAAAAUGGCCAGUGUACACCCAUGCCGACACGCUUCAGUGAUGAAGACACUCCUCGAUCGUGCAGAUGCAGCGCUGAAACUCCGCCGCGAAAAGCUGAAGCAAGCUCAGUCUGACCCAUCCAAGGCGCCUUUCGCUGGCGAAAGCGGCUUAGAAGGGCUAGUCGAUGACAUCAAGGCACUCUCCCUGAGCGACCAACAACAGCAAGGCAGUGACAAGAGCGGCGGAGAUGAAUGGGAGGUUUUACAGCACGAUGAAGAAGAACAGGUUGCCAUCAGAGUGGAUCAAUAUUUGGUCGUUUUCCUGAAGUUCAUUGCUAGCGUGACACCAGGGAUUGAACAUGAUUUCACCAUGGGAGUAUGA
This is a messenger RNA of Aspergillus pseudotamarii, 1989 nucleotides long. Its product is annotated as autophagocytosis associated protein. Gene Ontology annotation, biological process: autophagy of mitochondrion; nucleophagy; autophagosome assembly. Bases 1 to 1989 code for a protein of 662 amino acids. Lineage: Eukaryota; Fungi; Ascomycota; Eurotiomycetes; Eurotiales; Aspergillaceae. Gene Ontology annotation, cellular component: cytosol; cytoplasmic ubiquitin ligase complex. Gene Ontology annotation, molecular function: Atg8-family ligase activity. The record is from RefSeq and is a predicted model, not a curated record. The transcript has 5 exons.